UUUGUAGUAGGAUAAUUUGUAAUAUUUUCAGAUAAGAUGACGUAUACAAAAUGUUGGAAUCGGGGGAAAAUGCGUAGAAACUAGACAUAAGGAGAUCUGCACACCUGCAGUAUGAGUGAAAGAGUAACAUCCCCCUCCUCCUCCUCUUCCUCCGCCACCCCUUUCCCUGUAUCAAGGCUGGCAAAUACUUCAAGAAUGUACAGGCGGAGUGAGUACCCUGGAAAGCUUAUUGAGAAGCUACGAGAACUACGACAAGAUGAACAGCUCUGUGAUUUAGAAUUAUACUCCAGUGUAGACUCAGAACCUAUCCUAGCUCACAAAAAUAUACUUGCUGCUGCAACACCAUAUUUCCACGCCAUGUUCACGAGCGGCCUCAUGGAGAGCGAGGAGAGGCAGUACCGUGGUCAGGACAGGAGGAAAGCAAGACAGAAACUUGUUCUUCAAGGACUAGAACAUCAUACUUUAGAGGGGUUAGUUGAUUUUAUGUACACUGGUGAAAUGAAUCUGGAUCAAAGAUCUGUGCAAGAUAUACUCGUGGCUGCAGAUAUGAUUCAGCUUAAAGAGGUUGUGGAUAUAUGCUCAGAAUUCCUGAAAACAGAAUUACAUCAGUCCAACGCUAUCGGUAUCUGGAGGUUUGCGGAAGGGCAUAAUCUGGUUGGACUACAGGACUUCUCUAUUAAUUUUAUCUACAACAACUUCUUCUCAGUUUCAGUAGAAGAGGAGUUUCUAGAAGCAAACAAGGAUAUUGUUUGUGAACUCAUCUCCUCCGAAUAUCUUCGGGUGGAUUCAGAAUAUCAGGUUUUCUUUGCUGCGAUGUCCUGGAUUAAUCAUAAUAUUACUAACAGACGACGUUUUAUAUUUGAUAUACUGAAGCAUAUCCGCCUGCCAUUAGUUGCAACUAAACUUCUAGAUUCAUAUGUAGACGCUUGCAACGAUAUUUCUUUAAAGGUUGCCUUGACAAGUGUACGCAGAGAUCUUAUAAAUCAAAAAGGAAGUCUUGUCUCCCUUUAUGUAAAACCACGUCAGUGUGCGAAAAAGAAUAUUUACGUCAUUGGAGGAUCUAGACGGGAGCUAGGAAGUGCUUGGACUAGAAGUGAGUGCACUUAUCAAACUGUAGAGUGCUUUGAUACAUUUAAUCAGGAGUGGAGAAGGGUUGCAUCGAUGAAUAUUGGGAGAAUUCUGCCUGGGAUUGCAAUCAUAUCUGGACGAAUAUUUGUUUGUGGUGGUGAGGUGGACAGUCAGAUAUUAGCAAACGGCGAGGUUUAUGAGCCUGCAGAUGACUCCUGGUCUCCUAUUGCCUCAAUGAUGGUUCCAAGAUGUGAGUUUGGUCUUUGUGCUGUGGACGGAUUCCUUUACGCUUUCGGAGGUUGGGUCGGAGAAGAUAUUGGUGGCAGUAUAGAGAUGUAUGAUCCUGGUCUAAAUGAGUGGAGGAUGCAGGGGAAAAUGCAGGAUGAAAGAUUCAGUAUGGGUAUUGUUACAUACCAGGGUCUUAUCUAUAUUGUUGGUGGGUGUACACAUAGCAGAAGACACAUGCAGGAGCUGGUUUCCUAUAACCCAGUAACAGGAGAGUGGACGACCCUAUGCUCUAUGCUCGUCCCUCGCUCCCAAAUGGGAUGUGUCGUCCUGGACGAUCAUUUAUACGUCCUGGGAGGGACCAACAGGCACAAUGAAGUACUUCAGUCCGGAGAGCGGUAUAGUUUUGUCGAGGAUAAAUGGGAGGAUAUCCCACCAAUGCAUCAUGCAAGGGCUUCUCCUGCUGUAGCGGCCAGUAAUGGAAAGAUCUAUGCCAUUGGAGGAGAUCAAAUAAGUGAAGUCAAUUUCUACAGAGCUAGGAUUACGAUCUCAGCUGUGGAGUGCUUUGAUCCUUUGACAAAUGAAUGGAGAUUGAGUUCUUCUCUUCCCCAGAGCAGAUCAGAGUCAGGGGCAGUAGUCAUCUGAUAUAAUUAGUCAUCUGAUAGAAUUAGUCAUCUGAUAUAAUUAGUCAUCUGAUAUUAUAAGUCAUCUGAUUUAAUUAGUCAUCUGAUAUAAUUAUUCAUCUGAUAUAAAUAGUCAUCUGAUAAAAUUAGUCAUAUGAUAAAAUUAGUCAUAUGAUAAAAUUAAUCAUAUGAUUAGACAAAUGAUAUAAUAAUUAACUGACGUGAUAGAACUAGUCAUAAAUAUCAUCAUCCAUUGCGAUAUUAACCAAAAACAUGAUCAUUUAGUGAUAUACCUUCAAAUAAUGUAUUUUUUAAGUAGAUCAUCAUUAUUAUGAUAAUUAAUUAACAAAAUUACUCAUUUUCAUAGCGCCAUUUAAUUAAUAAGAAGCCUGCGAAUAUGUUAUUGCUUCCAUAUGUUGACAAAAUUACAGUGAUAAAAGAAAGAACCAUUUAUUAACAUAAUUAGUCAUAAACCAUGUAACUACAUUAACUUGGUUAUCGCUUAACAAUCCAUUGAAUCUUAAUUUAUUUCAAAUUUUCAGAAUUGAAAAUUUAAAUUAAAAACGUUCUUCACGCCAUAACAAUUUAAACUACACAGUUCAUGAUCUUCUAAG
Eurytemora carolleeae is the source of this 2530-nucleotide messenger RNA. RefSeq names its product actin-binding protein IPP. NCBI's taxonomy places the organism in Eukaryota, Metazoa, Arthropoda, Copepoda, Calanoida, Temoridae. The coding region runs from base 112 to 1938 and encodes 608 amino acids. Gene Ontology annotation, molecular function: protein binding. The record is from RefSeq and is a predicted model, not a curated record. The transcript has 21 exons.